UGGAAGAAGGACUCUGGGAAAACGGUCUUUCCUAUGAAUGUAGGACGCUGCUCUUCAAAGCAAUCCACAAUCUAUUAGAAAGGUGCCUAAUGGAUAAAAACUUCGUUAGGAUUGGGAAAUGGUUUGUGCGACCCUAUGAAAAAGAUGAAAAACCAGUCAACAAAAGUGAGCAUUUGUCCUGUGCUUUCACAUUCUUUCUUCACGGGGAAAGCAAUGUAUGCACAAGUGUGGAAAUCGCCCAACACCAGCCAAUUUAUUUGAUCAAUGAGGAGCAUAUCCACAUGGCUCAGUCUUCACCCGCACCAUUUCAAGUACUGGUGAGUCCUUAUGGCUUAAAUGGGACGCUAACAGGCCAAGCAUACAAGAUGUCAGAUCCAGCUACUCGUAAAUUAAUCGAGGAAUGGCAGUAUUUCUACCCAAUGGUGCUGAAAAAGAAAGAAGAAUCGAAAGAGGAGGAGGAGUUGGGAUAUGAUGAUGAUUUCCCUGUGGCAGUAGAAGUAAUUGUAGGUGGUGUUCGAAUGGUCUAUCCUUCAGCCUUCGUUUUGAUCUCUCAGAAUGACAUCCCAGUUCCUCAGAGCAUCGUCAGUACUGGAGGCCAAAUUACAGUCGGGCAGCAGGGACUUGGUGGUGUAAAAGACCCAAGUAACUGUGGCAUGCCUCUUACCCCUCCCACUUCGCCGGAACAAGCUGUCGUCGGUGAUACUGGAGGUACUCAGAGCGCUGUCGGUCACCUCGGGUCACAGGAUGGAGGGAUGAUCACUAUGCACAGUCCAAAGAGAUCGGGGAAAAUUCCUCCAAAACUCCACAAUCACAUGGUCCAUCGAGUCUGGAAGGAAUGCAUCCUCAACAGAACCCGGGCCAAGAGGACUCAGAUGUCAACUCCAACGCUUGAAGAAGAGCCUACUAACAAUCCUGCUACUUGGGACUUUGUGGAUCCCACCCAAAGAGUCAGCUGCUCUUGCUCUCGGCAUAAACUUUUAAAACGUUGUGCUGUAGGACCCAAUCGACCUUCCACAAUAUCUCAGCCAGGGUUCAGCACCGGACCAUCAUCAUCCUCAUCUUUACCACCUCCUGCUUCUUCUAAGCACAAAACAGCAGAAAGACAGGAAAAAGGAGACAAAUUGCAAAAGAGACCCUUGAUACCAUUUCACCAUAGGCCCUCUGUGGCUGAAGAAUUGUGCAUGGAACAGGACACACCGGGACAGAAACUAGGCCUGGCAGGGAUGGACUCCUCCAUAGAGGUGUCUAGCAGUAGGAAGUAUGAUAAGCAAAUGGCCGUGCCUUCCAGAAAUACAAGCAAGCAAAUGAAUCUGAAUCCUAUGGAUUCACCUCAUUCCCCUAUCUCACCUCUGCCGCCAACACUCAGCCCUCAGCCACGGGGCCAGGAAACGGAGAGUUUGGACCCGCCAUCUGUCCCUGUGAAUCCAGCCCUCUAUGGAAAUGGGCUAGAACUUCCGUUGUCUACUAUGGAUGACAGAACUGUCCUCGUUGGCCAAAGACUGCCUCUGAUGGCAGAGGUCAGCGAGACAGCCUUAUAUUGUGGGAUUCGGCCCCUGAACCCAGAGUCCUCGGAUAAGUGGUGGCAGAGUUACCAUCUCCCGCCCAUUGAUGAUGCUGAAUUCCGGCCUCCAGAGCUCCAGGGUGAGAGAUGUGAUACCCAAACGGAGGUAAACUCCGAGAGCACUGCAUUGCAAAGACUCUUAGCACAGCCUAACAAACGGUUUAAAAUCUGGCAUGAUAAGCAACCCCAGAUGCAGCCACUCCAUUUCCUUGACCCAUUGCCUCUGUCGCAACAACCUGGAGACAGUAUGGGAGAAGUCAAUGAUCCAUAUACUUUUGAGGACGGUGACAUCAAAUACAUAUUUACAGCCAACAAGAAAUGCAAACAGGGGGCCGAGAAAGAUUCCCUGAAAAAAAAUAAGUCAGAGGAUGGAUUUGGUACCAAGGAUGUCACUACACCAGGUCAUUCCACGCCGGUGCCUGAUGGGAAAAAUGCCAUGUCUAUUUUCAGUUCUGCUACUAAAACAGAUGUCCGGCAGGAUAAUGCUGCAGGCAGAGCUGGCUCCGGUAGCCUUACACAGGUGACAGAUCUGGCACCUUCCCUACAUGACUUAGACAACAUCUUUGAUAAUUCGGAUGAUGAUGAACUUGGGGCUGUGUCACCCGCACUGCGCACGUCAAAAAUGCCCACAGUUGGAGCAGAAGACCGACCUCUUGGGAAGGAUGGAAGAGCCGCUGUCCCGUACCCCCCAACAGUUGCAGACCUGCAAAGGAUGUUUCCCACCCCUCCUUCUUUGGAGCAACAUCCUGCCUUUUCACCUGUGAUGAAUUACAAAGAUGGGAUCAGUUCAGAGACAGUGACAGCACUAGGGAUGAUGGAGAGCCCUAUGGUCAGUAUGGUUUCGACCCAGCUUACAGAAUUCAAAAUGGAAGUGGAAGAUGGAUUAGGAAGUCCGAAGCCAGAGGAAAUAAAGGACUUUUCAUAUGUGCACAGAGUUCCAACUUUCCAACCUCUCGUGGGCUCCUCCAUGUUUGCUCCACUGAAGAUGUUGCCGAGCCAAUGCCUGCUACCUCUGAAGAUACCUGAUGCCUGCCUGUUCCGGCCCUCCUGGGCGAUUCCUCCGAAAAUUGAACAACUGCCCUUGCCGCCUGCAGCCACUUUCAUUCGAGAUGGCUACAACAACGUGCCUAGUGUUGGGAGCCUUGCGGAUCCAGACUAUCUGAAUACGCCCCAGAUGAACACGCCAGUGACGCUCAAUAGCGCGGCCCCAGCCAGCAACAGUGGAGCAGGAGUUUUGCCAUCUCCAGCAACCCCCCGCUUCUCUGUCCCCACACCACGGACCCCCAGGACCCCAAGAACUCCCAGAGGUGGGGGCACUGCCAGUGGUCAAGGUUCUGUUAAGUAUGACAGCACCGACCAGGGGUCACCUGCCUCUACCCCUUCGACCACACGGCCCCUUAAUUCUGUAGAACCUGCCACCAUGCAGCCCAUUCCUGAAGCCCACAGUCUCUAUGUCACCCUGAUUCUCUCCGAUUCUGUGAUGAAUAUUUUUAAGGACAGGAACUUCGACAGCUGUUGCAUCUGUGCUUGCAACAUGAACAUCAAAGGGGCAGACGUAGGACUUUACAUCCCAGACUCAUCCAAUGAAGACCAGUACCGCUGUACCUGUGGGUUUAGUGCGAUCAUGAACAGGAAGCUUGGCUAUAACUCAGGACUCUUCCUGGAAGAUGAGUUGGAUAUUUUUGGGAAGAAUUCUGACAUUGGCCAGGCUGCAGAGAGGCGCCUAAUGAUGUGUCAGACUACCUUCCUUCCGCAGCUAGAGGGGACCAGGAAAUCCCAGGAGCCACCUAUCAGCCUUCUCCUCCUCCUCCAGAAUCAGCAUACACAACCUUUUGCUUCACUGAGUUUCCUGGACUACAUCUCCUCCCACAACCGCCAAACGCUUCCUUGUGUCAGCUGGAGUUAUGACCGGGUGCAAGCGGACAACAACGAUUACUGGACGGAAUGCUUUAAUGCCUUGGAGCAAGGCCGGCAGUAUGUGGAUAAUCCCACAGGUGGCAAAGUAGACGAGGCUCUGGUUCGGAGUGCCACCGUGCACUCGUGGCCUCACAGCAAUGUGCUGGACAUCAGCAUGCUCUCCUCCCAGGACGUGGUUCGCAUGCUCCUGUCCUUGCAGCCCUUUCUCCAAGAUGCCAUCCAGAAGAAGCGCACAGGCAGGACCUGGGAGAACAUCCAGCACGUGCAGGGACCUCUCACCUGGCAGCAGUUCCACAAGAUGGCAGGCCGGGGGACCUACGGUUCAGAAGAGUCUCCUGAGCCACUGCCUAUCCCCACUCUGCUGGUGGGCUAUGACAAGGACUUCCUCACCAUCUCCCCGUUCUCCUUGCCAUUUUGGGAGCGGCUAUUGCUGGACCCAUAUGGGGGCCACCGUGAUGUUGCCUAUAUUGUAGUGUGUCCAGAAAACGAGGCCUUGCUCGAAGGAGCCAAAACUUUCUUCAGGGACUUGAGCGCUGUUUAUGAGAUGUGCCGGCUCGGGCAGCACAAGCCCAUCUGCAAAGUACUGCGGGACGGAAUCAUGCGUGUGGGAAAGACUGUGGCCCAGAAGCUGACUGAUGAGCUCGUGAGUGAGUGGUUUAGCCAGCCGUGGAACAGUGAGGAGAAUGACAAUCAUUCCAGACUCAAACUUUAUGCGCAAGUUUGCCGACAUCACCUAGCACCUUAUUUAGCCACUCUGCAGCUCGACAGCAGCCUGUUGAUACCACCUAAGUACCAGACCCCACCAGCAGCCUCACAGGGCCAAGCCACACCAGGGAGUGCGGGGCCUUUAGCUCCAAACUCAGGACCAACUGCUGCGUCCACAGGCAGCGCAUUCAAUCCCACCUCGAAUGGCAGUUCUGCAAACCCAGCCGCAGGCAGCUCCUCCUCUGUGCCCCCUGUGCCACCAGCCCCGUCCUCUGCCUCUGCUCCUGGAAUGAACCAGAUAAGCACUACCUCUUCUUCGGGCUUCACUGGUAGUGUUGGCGGCCAGAACCCCAGCACCGGGGCCAGUUCUGCAGAGAGAACGCAAGGGAAUGUGGGCUGUGGCGCAGACACAGAGCCAGGGCAGAGCUCUCAGGCUUCGCAGGAUGGACAGGAAAGCGCCACGGACAGGGAGAGAAUAGGGAUUCCCACGGAGCCCGACUCAGCCGACAGCCAUGCCUACCCCCCGGCAGUUGUCAUCUACAUGGUGGACCCAUUCACGUACACCUCGGAGGAAGACUCCACUUCUGGAAACUUUUGGCUCUUGAGUUUAAUGCGCUGCUACACAGAGAUGCUGGAUAAUUUACCUGAGCAUAUGAGAAAUUCUUUCAUUCUCCAGAUUGUGCCUUGCCAGUACAUGCUGCAGACAAUGAAGGAUGAACAAGUUUUCUACAUUCAAUACUUGAAGUCCAUGGCAUUUUCAGUGUACUGCCAGUGCAGGCGCCCUCUGCCUACACAGAUCCACAUUAAAUCCCUCACAGGAUUUGGGCCUGCUGCCAGCAUUGAGAUGACCCUCAAGAACCCAGAGCGGCCAAGCCCAAUCCAGCUUUACUCCCCUCCUUUUAUAUUGGCUCCAAUCAAAGACAAGCAAACAGAGCUGGGAGAGACAUUUGGUGAAGCAAGCCAGAAAUACAAUGUGCUCUUUGUGGGUUAUUGCCUAUCUCACGACCAGCGCUGGCUGUUAGCCUCCUGUACUGAUCUCCACGGGGAGUUAUUAGAGACUUGUAUUGUAAAUAUUGCUUUACCAAACAGAUCACGGAGGAGUAAAGUAUCUGCACGUAAAAUUGGACUACAGAAGUUAUGGGAAUGGUGCAUUGGUAUUGUCCAGAUGACAUCUCUACCCUGGAGAGUUGUGAUUGGGCGGCUUGGACGUCUGGGACAUGGGGAGCUUAAAGACUGGAGUAUCCUCCUUGGAGAAUGUUCACUACAGACAAUCAGCAAACGGCUCAAGGACGUAUGCCGGAUGUGUGGGAUCUCGGCUGCAGACUCUCCUUCUAUCCUUAGUGCCUGCCUGGUCGCCAUGGAGCCCCAGGGGUCCUUCGUGGUGAUGCCAGAUGCUGUCACAAUGGGCUCUGUUUUUGGCCGAAGUACUGCGCUGAACAUGCAGUCGUCGCAGCUUAACACCCCUCAAGACGCUUCUUGUACCCACAUCUUGGUGUUCCCGACAUCGUCAACCAUCCAGGUGGCUCCAGCCAACUACCCCAACGAAGAUGGGUUUAGCCCCAACAACGAUGACAUGUUUGUGGACCUUCCAUUCCCAGACGAUAUGGACAAUGAUAUUGGCAUAUUAAUGACUGGGAACCUCCAUUCCUCUCCCAACUCUUCUCCUGUCCCUUCCCCUGGCUCUCCGUCUGGAAUCGGCGUGGGCUCCCACUUCCAGCACAGUCGGAGCCAGGGUGAGCGUCUCCUUUCUCGGGAAGCGCCUGAAGAGCUGAAGCAGCAGCCUUUGGCUCUUGGGUAUUUUGUAUCAACUGCCAAAGCUGAGAAUCUCCCCCAGUGGUUCUGGUCAUCCUGUCCUCAGGCUCAAAACCAGUGCCCCCUCUUCCUGAAGGCUUCGCUGCAUCACCAUAUUUCUGUAGCACAGACAGAUGAACUUCUCCCUGCCAGAAAUUCUCAGCGGGUUCCACACCCUUUGGACUCCAAGACCACAUCUGAUGUUCUAAGGUUUGUGUUGGAGCAGUACAAUGCGCUCUCGUGGCUCACGUGCAAUCCAGCCACCCAGGACCGUACCUCCUGCCUCCCCGUCCACUUUGUGGUGCUCACCCAGUUGUACAAUGCCAUCAUGAAUAUACUUUAAUCGGAAAGCACUUGUCCUCUCUGGCUCAGUUCCUCGUCCCCGCAGCCUCCGUCCAAGGGACUGCGUGUGACAUGUGAAUGCGCACCUCUUCCUCCUCCUCGUGAGACCACGCUCCACAUCCUGCACUGAGUCCUUCUCGGGAGGCUCCUGUCAUCUCUGCAGUGUUGGUUUCCAGAGUGACUCACUGACACUUCCCUCACGGGCCUGGAGACUUCCAUUAGCUGUGACUUUCAGCCAGUGUUGUGGUGUCUGUUGCCCCAGACCACUGGUCCACAGGAAGGAAGGGGUGUUUGGGGGAGGUUUUUAAAGAGGGAAAUGGAAGAGACAGUAUCCUUUUGCACAAGACUCUGUUUUCAGUCUCUUUUAAAAUAAGGGCACCUGAGCCCUGUGGAUGAAAUCCUCUUUACUGGUGUAUGGCCUGUGGGUUACCCGAACUCCAUAAUCUGGGACUUUUUCCAAAUAAGACCUAGCUCACGUAGGUGAUUGCAUCAUGGAGUUUCUGUCUCCCUCGUGCUCCCAACCAGCCGGCAUCGCGUGAGCGAAGCUUUGGUUGACUACCUACCUGUGUGUAGAUACAGAAGGUCUGGAGACAUCUUUAUUUUGUUUAUUUAUUUUAACUUGUUUCACCAUAAGAUAUUUGUGACUUUCUUUUCAUUUUUUUUUUUUUUUUUCAAUUCGCAAGGACCAGGUACAGUAGCCGAAACCCAACUCAGAUCCACCCUAGGAUUCCUGACUACAUACCUCUCUCCUACAAGCUGGAAAAGGAGUGAAAGCAAAGUGGGGAGAUGAAACCUAACCAGUGAUCUGCUCAAAACCACCCAGCAGUAGGCUUGGUUCUGAGUAGACUAGGCAAAAUAUUCUGCCACGUUCCUUACCAAGAGUGGCCAGCAUGCUGUGAAGGAUCCCUUUUUUAUACACAGAAAGCAGGCAUGCUAGGUCAGAGCCACGGAGGCAAGUACCUUCAUCCGUUUUAUAUUAGUCACAGUGGAGAUAUAUUUUCUAAUGAAUUCGUAUGGGAAGCCAGAUCUCUCCUCUCAUUCAAUCAAAAGGGACUCAUGUACAUAUCACAACCAAAAGUGUUUGCUCCGAAAAGCAGUAAAAAGAUCGCGAAUUUUUUUUCGGACCAUAGGAAUAUUAUUUCAAAUAACUAUUACAAUUUAACCAUUAAAUUAGUACUUGAAGUUGAGCCUUCACGUGGGACUUUUUAAAGUUUAAAACAAAAGCCUUUUGAAAGCAUUAAUGGCUAACAAAUAUUUCCUGGCUCCCCGUUCUGGCCCGAGAGGAGCUAUCUAAGACUAUUGCUAACCCUUCUGUGCUGUAAGUUCUGUCUGCCUCGGGCUCGCUCUGGGAGCUGCACUUGGUGCUCAGCAGGAUGCUGAGCCCUGGUGAUCUGUGGAAAGAAUCAUGCAAAUUUUAAAAGUUCUUCCAAGAGACUUCCAUAUCCUGCUUGUUAACAAAAAAAAAUGAAAAAAAGAAAAAAAAAAGAAAAAUGUAAUAAUUGAUAUGAUUUUGUAAAAGUAUUUUUCUUGAAAUAAUCUAACGUUUAAAACAUUAUAUUAAAAAAUGUGUGGUGGGAAUGUGAAAGCAGA
Suncus etruscus (white-toothed pygmy shrew) is the source of this 7906-nucleotide messenger RNA. RefSeq names its product mediator complex subunit 13L (gene MED13L). The transcript is spliced from 29 exons. Lineage: Eukaryota; Metazoa; Chordata; Mammalia; Eulipotyphla; Soricidae. Bases 90 to 6317 code for a protein of 2075 amino acids. The record is from RefSeq and is a predicted model, not a curated record. Gene Ontology annotation, biological process: regulation of transcription by RNA polymerase II. Gene Ontology annotation, molecular function: transcription coregulator activity. Gene Ontology annotation, cellular component: mediator complex.